Naegleria fowleri is the source of this 3396-nucleotide messenger RNA. RefSeq lists its product as uncharacterized. The record is from RefSeq and is a predicted model, not a curated record. The transcript has 2 exons. Gene Ontology annotation, molecular function: catalytic activity. NCBI's taxonomy places the organism in Eukaryota, Heterolobosea, Eutetramitea, Acrasida, Naegleriidae. Bases 1 to 3396 code for a protein of 1131 amino acids.
AUGCCCAGCAAGAUCGGUAAAACAAGACCCAACCAUGGAUCCAAUCAUGGACCCAAGCACUCUAGCUCACUUCAAUCAUUAAACGACUACAUUGCUUCUGCUAGUUCAUCUGUAGAUAAUGAGCCCAAUUUGACAAAUAAUCUCAACCCUACUCACAAUUGCUCUACUAGUGUUGACACUAGAUUGUACCCAACUAUUGAUCCAAUAGCUGAUGAAGAAUUGGCCGCUAAAACUAAUAGUAUGAGCAUGAGUAACCAAGACAACAUUGAAUUGUUGGAUAAUGAGCUGACUAAUAACCUCAACAUACAAGACAUGUCAGUUGAUGAAAUUGUUGGUAAAACUUUUCUCAAACACAAUAAUGCUAAACUAGAUACAAACAGAACUCUUCUUGACACUGAUCAGAUUUUAGAAAUUGUAUCUGUUAUUGCUAGCCCACACAACCCUAUGACCUUAAAUUUCCAACAUGUUGUAAAAGCCACUCUCAGAAUACUCUCUGAUGACAUUAAAUACGAAAUCACCACAGAAAGAAAGGCUUUUAAAAACCAUAAAGACAGAAAACAUGUUUGGGAGUUAUGGAAGGAAAGAAUGAAGAAUAUUAACAAACUAUUAUCUGAGAACAAGAAAAGUAGUAAUGUCCAACAAGACAAUGAAGAAUUCAACAUCAAUGACAUAGCAGUGAAGGAAAUCACUCCUCCCAGAUAUAUUGCUGUUAGAUAUAGCAAAAUAUUUGAAGAGAAUGAGGUAAUUGAAUUAAUUAAGGACAAACUUAGUGGCAAAUAUGUCACCAUCAAUCCGAUUAUUAAGCUCAAUAAUACCAUAAUUGUCACUAUUGAAGAUUGCGCUCAAGUAGAACAGGCAGUUGAAACAUUACGUACAAAAUUUAAAGAAGUCAAUAUCACUUCAUCAUGUGAAAACGACACCAACAAAAUUAUACGUGUCCAUAAUAUUCCAAUAGGAGAACUAUGGAAAACUACAGUCAAGGCAGAUUGGAGGAAUGCUAUUGAAAGCGAUACUGGUGAACCCAUUGUUGAAAUUGCUACAGCUAGAAUUGGUAAAGAAAUGGCAGCAGUGAUCACUGUCAAAAGUAUGAAAGCCAGAAAUAAUCUAUGUAAGGCAAAAACAUAUGAUAUCACUAUUCCUAGAACAGAGGAAACAGUCACUAUGAAAAUCGACAUACCAUUCAACUAUGCAAUGGAUGUACAAUACUCUGACAUCAUUGGUAGAUGGCCUGAAAGAAAUGAUUUGAUUAGAGCUAGAAUACAAACGGAAUCCUCUCUUGCCAGAAAAUACAAUAAUGACCAACCUGUAUCCAUACUUAUCAUCAAUCAAGAGAAGAGAAUAUGUUUGAUUAGACUCAACAAUCUAUCUAAUGCCAUCAGAUUGGUAAACCAUGCUGCAUAUGGAAUGAAUGAAUGGACAUUGGAUUUUGCUCUCAAUUAUCCAAUGCUAGAAGAUUUCCUGGAAAAGAAACCUGAUACAGUUCACAAAAUUUCACAAAAUUUAGGCAGAUCUUCUAAAAUUGCAGCGAAAGACGUUUCCUUUACUCUUGAAAAAGUGCAACAAGAUCAUCUAAAAGAAAUCAAGAGAAUUGAAGCUUCUAUGGAUAAAAGAAUUGCAGAACUUGAGGCAAGACAGAAUCAGAAAUUGGCUAUGGGAUUUAAGGAAAUGGCUAAUAUUAUCAGAGCAAAUAAUGAAGAAUUAAUGAUUACCAAUAGAAUUGCUACUCUAACAUUUCUGUCUGGUUGUACAAAAGAUAAUACCAAGAGGAAGAUAUAUCAAGAGGAAAUUGAUGAGUGUCACAAAAAGCUAAAACUACUUGAUUCACUUCAAGCAGAACCAUUAUCAGCCCUAAGAGGCUACCUCAACUCAAUCACUCCUGAUAUAAUCAUGCUCCAGGAAGUUAAAAGCGUCUACAUUGGUCCAGAUUUUCCCUCUAUAUAUUAUUCUUCAUUUACAUAUUAUCACAAUCCAAGAGAUUCCUGUGGUGUAUCUAUUUGCCUCAACAAAAGCACUUUCAAAGAUAUUGAAGAAAUCAUCUUAGAUCCGAUCAUUAAGAAUAACGCGCGAAUUAUUGGCGUGAAAUGUAAAAUCAAUUCAAUUAAUACUCUAGUAAUUUCUGCGUACUUUCCAAAUCAACCAGCUGACAGAUGUGAAUUCACAUAUAUUCUUGACAACCUAAUUGAAAAAUAUCCUAACUACAAAAUCAUUAUUGGAGGUGAUUACAAUGCGAUUUUAUCCGAGAAUCACUCCUCAAACGAAUCUAGAAGAACUGAUCAAAACAUACUAGAUCUUAUUAACAAGAGAAAUCUUAAUUACUAUCCUUUCCCUCAUUUAUCAUGGCACCUUCAUUAUACUAUUAACAAACAAUCCAAGUCUAUAAUAGAUUACAUAUCCACAGAUUUUCCAAUUGCAUCUGGAGAAGUACUGAAUGCCAACUUCAUAUCAGAUCACAAAAUGGUUAAAAUUCUACUUGACCUCUCAUGUCAACGAACACCUUUGUUAAUUCGGAAGAAGCGUAACUUUCAAGAUCCCAAAAAUAAGAAAGAAGUGCUGGCCAUUAGCAAAGAAUGUGUAUCUCAAGUUAAGAAUUUAGAAUCUGAUAACGACAAAUGGCUUUUCAUUUGUGAUAAACUAGGCGACAAAUUUGUGGAGGUCAAUCCACCUAAACUUGAUCCUAAAAUCUACAAAUAUAAUAAGCAAUAUAAGAAGCUCAUGUUAAUACUUGAUAGAAAUGAGCACGGAUAUCCUUGUGACAAACUUUUGACCACUAUUGGUAAAACUUUAGAACAGGUUCCAAAAUGUCUUGCAAGUGUCAAAGAGAAAAUCAAGAACCAUAUCAAAUGGAGCCAUGAUAAGGCUUUGAACAGAAAGAUGAAAUGGUGGGAACAAAACUAUGCAACCAACUCUAAACAUCUGAGAAAGAAAAUUUACAAAACGUCAUCACCACCAUACAAAUUAUCUAUCGAAGGAACUGAAAUUAGUGACCCCAAUGAAGUUGCCAAUGUGAUCAAGGACAAAUAUCAACAAAACCUCAACUUUAGAGGAAGAAAUCAUCAAAUUGACAUUACCAAGUUUUUCAAGUACAAACAUCCAUUAAUUGAUAAUUGCAAUGACAAAAUACUCGGUAGAAUUACCACGGAAGAGAAAGAAUGGAUAAUUCAGAAUUUGAAAUCCACAGCACCCAAUGAACUAGGUUUAAGACAAAAACUAUCAAAUACAUGUGUAAGGAAUUACAGGAGGAAAUUUUUCAAAUUAUUGAAAAUAUCAUUACAACUGGAUUUACUCCUGAAUCUAUGCAAAGUGUCAGCAUUCUCCCAAUUCACAAAAAGAAUAAGGACCACUCAAACCCUGCUAACUAUAGACCUAUUGCCCUUAUGGACUCAGGACUUAAAAUAG